UGUGCCAAGUAGUACAAGGAACCCAACCUGUGAACCUAAAUUGCUUUGAAAGAGAAGUAUUUCUAUCUAUAUCACACACACAAAAAAUCUAUCUUUCUCUUUCAAUCUUAAUUUCUGCUCACCUUUAAGGCAAGUUUCCAUCUUUUGCUCCUCUAACAAAUAUCAAUUGCUGCUAAAAUCUCUCUUCUUUCCAAAAGUUUCACACAUUUAGGUUCUUCUAAUCGUUGAAAAAGGGUAACCGAAUCUUGCUUCAUUCCUCUGUAAUUUCACGCAAAGGACCCAAAUUUGGGGGGUUUUUUGUUUCUUUUUUUCUUUUCAUGUGAUGUGAGAAUUUUGGGUGAGAAAGAUGAAGACUAUUAGUGGGUUAGGAAUUGGUUUGAGUUUGGUGUUUGGGUUUCUUCUAUUAGCACUUGCUGCAGAAGUCUAUUACCUUCUGAGAUGGAAGAAGCACAAGAAGAGAGUCAUAAGCCAAGAGAGUGAAGAAGAGAAAGAAGAAGAAGAACAGAUUGGAUACGCUAAGGAGCUAAUCCAGCUCUUCUGCUUCAAAAAGCCUCAAUCUUUACAGGCCAACAAUGGCGGAAGAGAAGGGGAAAUCUCGAUGAAUCAAGAUGGGACUCAAGAUUUAGAGCUUGGGUUGAUGAAACAUUUGGGUGGAGGAGAUCUAGGGUUUGAAGCAGAGCUCAUGAAGCUUCAUAACCAGAGGUUUCUCUUCACAAUCAUGGAAGAGACAAAAGCUGAUUUGGAAUCUGAAGAUGGAAAAUCGAGAUUGGGUUCGAGAUCGAGAACAAGGAGCCUGAGUGAUCUUCCGCUCGGAGUAAAUGACUGUAAUACCCCUGGAUUCACUCCAUUGGCCUCUCCUACGACACUAAAGUCAUCUCCUUUAGAGUCUUACUCGCACCAUGGAUUCAAUCCUCUGUUCGAAUCAGACGGUGAGCUUGAGUUUAACAAGUUUUUCAGGUCGUCUUCUUCGCCUCCGCCGAAAUUUAAGUUCAUGAGAGACGCUGAAGAGAAGCUGAGGAAGAGAUUGAUCGAAGAAGCUAAAAGGAGAGAGCAAAAACCGGACCUUUCGAUGGUAACAGAGGGUUCGUUUCUGAAGUUCAUGAAUCCUGCGAUGAACAGAGAGAAGAAACAGAGUAUUCAAGAAUCUGAUGAAACGGUGUCGUUUUCUCCUUCUUCUUCAUCAGGUACAAAUCUUAGAACGUUAGACCAGAAAUCCACACUGGUUCUUUAGUAUUAGAUCUCUCUGUUUCUACUCCUUAACUGUUAUUUUUGGUUGAAAUUUUUAAGAGUUUCAAUUUUAUUGUGUGAAUUAUAAUCUUUCCUUUCUCUCAUUCUUGGAAUGAGUUCUUCUGUAAGUAUCAAUCUGAAAAAUUUGCAGAUGCUUCUUUAAAGAAUUUGCCUGAGAAAUUUGUAUAAGCUAGAA
Molecule: messenger RNA, 1423 nt
Organism: Eutrema salsugineum
Lineage: Eukaryota; Viridiplantae; Streptophyta; Magnoliopsida; Brassicales; Brassicaceae
Exons: 1
Coding region: 347-1231 (294 amino acids)
Source: RefSeq, a predicted model, not a curated record